AAUCGCAGUUCCUCAGUUCCGGGCUUUAGACAUCAGCCAUUUGUUUCUAGCGCCAAUUCAAUCCAAGAAAAUGGGGAUGACAAUGCUGACAAUCCUCUCUCUCUUAAUCUCCACUACCUUAGGAGAAUUCACUUCCGACAAUGCUAAUCUACGGCUCCGAUUACCGGGAGAAACCUUAUGCAGUCAACUCAUUGAACCUGCCGGUUACCCUUGCACAGAACACACUAUACAAACGAAGGAUGGUUACUUACUAGCUCUUCAACGUGUUUCAUCUCGUAAUGGGAAUAUAAGGCUCCAACGUGGCCCUCCUGUUUUGCUUCAACAUGGACUCUUUAUGGCAGGUGAUGCAUGGUUUUUGGACUCUCCGGAGCAGUCAUUAGGUUACAUCCUUGCAGAUCAGGGCUUUGAUGUAUGGGUUGGAAACGUACGUGGGACAUUUUGGAGUUAUGGGCAUGUAUCAUUGUCAGAGAAAGAAAAGGAAUUUUGGGAUUGGAGCUGGCAGGAAUUGGCUCUAUAUGACCUUUCAGAAAUGAUUCACCACAUAUAUUCAAAAACAAAUUCCAAAACUUUAGUUGUUGGACAUUCCCAGGGGACAAUCAUGUCUCUGGCUGCCCUCACUCAGCCAAAUAUAGUGGAAAUGGUUGAAGCUGCUGCUCUUUUGUGUCCAAUAUCAUACCUGGAACAUAUAAGUGCUCCACUUGUACUUCGAAUGGUUGGCUUACAUCUUGAUCAGAUGGUUCUUGCCAUAGGUAUACAUGAAUUGAACUUUAGAAGUAAAGUGUUGAUUAACCUCUUGGAUUCCAUAUGCGAUGGUCAUGUAGAAUGUGAUGACUUCUUAACUUCUAUGACAGGGCAGAAUUGUUGUCUUAACAACUCACGUGUGGAUAAAUUUCUUGAAUAUGAACCUCAUCCAUCAUCUGCCAAAAAUCUGCGUCAUCUUUUCCAGAUGAUUCGUCAAGGUACAUUUUCACAAUAUGAUUAUGGAAUAUUUAAGAACCUAAAGUUGUAUGGUCGGGUGAAACCCCCAGCAUUUGAUCUUAGUCAAAUACCCAAGUCAUUGCCAUUAUGGAUGGGCUAUGGGGGUUAUGAUGCUUUGGCAGAUGUUACAGAUGUGAAGCACACUCUCAAGGAGUUGCAGACCAAACCUGAGUUGCUUUAUCUGGAAAACUAUGGUCACCUAGACUUCCUCAUGAGCGUACAUGGAAGGGAGGAUGUUUUCAAUCAUAUGAUUAGAUUUUUCAGGUCACUAGGCAAAUCUAGUACUUGAAUUGGCUACUUGUGAUAUGAGAAAGUUACAGUUCUGUGAAUACUUAAGCAAUUAUUUGUGUGCAUACAUUGUAAUAAUGCUUUCGACCUCUUCUGUAAAUGUGUACUGAUUACCAAAAUAGAAAUGAUAAAAGGAAACAAAAUCUAUUAUUUAUUUUA
This is a messenger RNA of Hevea brasiliensis (rubber tree), 1425 nucleotides long. RefSeq names its product triacylglycerol lipase 1. The record is from RefSeq and is a predicted model, not a curated record. Gene Ontology annotation, biological process: lipid metabolic process. The transcript is spliced from 9 exons. The coding region runs from base 71 to 1267 and encodes 398 amino acids. NCBI's taxonomy places the organism in Eukaryota, Viridiplantae, Streptophyta, Magnoliopsida, Malpighiales, Euphorbiaceae. Gene Ontology annotation, molecular function: hydrolase activity, acting on ester bonds.